This is a messenger RNA of Eptesicus fuscus (big brown bat), 1451 nucleotides long. It is a transcript of the gene RRAD, whose product is annotated as RRAD, Ras related glycolysis inhibitor and calcium channel regulator. Lineage: Eukaryota; Metazoa; Chordata; Mammalia; Chiroptera; Vespertilionidae. Bases 158 to 1084 code for a protein of 308 amino acids. The record is from RefSeq and is a predicted model, not a curated record. Gene Ontology annotation, cellular component: plasma membrane. The transcript is spliced from 5 exons. Gene Ontology annotation, molecular function: GTP binding; GTPase activity; calcium channel regulator activity. Gene Ontology annotation, biological process: negative regulation of high voltage-gated calcium channel activity.
GGAGGCUUAAAUAGGCUGCUCCGGAGCCCGGACCCAGUGCGGACAGAGGAGCACCGGCUGUGACAACAUUGAGUGCGCGAGCCUGGGUCUGCGAUCCGAGCGCGGGACCUUGUCCUGACCGUGUCUGUGAGCGAGCGAGGGGACGGCGUCCGACGUGAUGACUCUGAACGGCGGCGGCAGCGCAGCGGGUGGGAGCCGCGGCGGGUGCCGGGAGCGCGAGCGCCGUCGGGGCAGCACGCCCUGGGGCCCCGCGCCGCCGCUGCACCGCCGAAGCAUGCCGGUGGACGAGCGCGACCUGCAGGCGGCGCUGGCUCCCAGUGCGCUGGCCACGGCUGGGGCGGGCACCCGGACCCAGGGCCCGAGGCUGGACUGGCCUGAGAGCUCCUCUGACUCGCUCAGCUCAGGGGGCAGUGACUCGGAGGAGAGUGUUUACAAGGUGCUGCUGCUGGGGGCGCCCGGCGUGGGCAAGAGCGCUCUGGCGCGUAUCUUCGGUGGUUUGGAGGACGGGCCUGAAGCAGAGGCCGCAGGGCACACGUAUGAUCGCUCCAUCAUGGUGGAUGGAGAAGAGGCAUCGCUCAUGGUCUAUGACAUUUGGGAGCAGGAUGGGGGCCACUGGCUACCUGGCCACUGCAUGGCCAUGGGGGAUGCAUACGUCAUCGUCUAUUCAGUGACGGACAAGGGCAGCUUCGAGAAGGCCUCAGAGCUGCGGGUCCAGUUGCGGAGGGCGCGGCAGACAGACGACGUGCCCAUCAUCCUAGUGGGCAACAAGAGCGAUCUGGUGCGCUCCCGUGAGGUCUCCUUGGAUGAGGGCCGGGCCUGUGCGGUGGUCUUCGACUGCAAGUUUAUUGAGACCUCAGCUGCACUGCACCACAACGUCCAGGCGCUGUUCGAGGGCGUCGUGCGCCAGAUACGCCUGCGCAGGGACAGCAAAGAGGCCAAUGCACGUCGGCAAGCGGGUACCAGGCGGCGAGAGAGCCUUGGCAAGAAGGCGAAGCGCUUCCUAGGCCGCAUCGUAGCCCGCAACAGCCGCAAGAUGGCCUUCCGUGCCAAGUCCAAGUCUUGCCACGACCUCUCGGUGCUCUAGGCCUCAAGGGCACUCACUGUGUUGUGCAGACCAUUGGACAGAUUGGUGGGCUGGCCCAGCAGACUGCCCUAGGUGCCUCAGGGCUGGCCCAGACUCCGGUGUCCCCCACCUCACGGUCAUGGACAGACAGUGCUGCCCAGGGAGGCGGCUUCCACGGGCCAUCGAGGGCUGGGCCUAGGCCCCGAAGAGGUGCUUGGGCAGGCCCACGUGUGUGCCAAGCAGCAGCCGGGCCCAGCUCCUGGGACAGCUCUGUGUGUGGGGAGAGGACGCUGCCUCUCUCUCCACCUGGUGUGUACGCCCUGCAGGGUGGCUGUUCAGUGCGGUGGCUAUUUGUUUACAGGCAGAUUUUUGUAAUAAAGACUAUUUC